Penicillium argentinense is the source of this 1275-nucleotide messenger RNA. It is a transcript of the gene pex26, whose product is annotated as protein pex26. Bases 1 to 1275 code for a protein of 424 amino acids. The record is from RefSeq and is a predicted model, not a curated record. The transcript is spliced from 3 exons. NCBI's taxonomy places the organism in Eukaryota, Fungi, Ascomycota, Eurotiomycetes, Eurotiales, Aspergillaceae.
AUGUCUACCACCAAGCUCUCUUCUCCCUCCCCCUCUUCCCCCGCCUCCCCCACGAAGCUUUGCUCCAAGACCUACAAGAAGGCGUCCCAGCUGUACCUCACGCGCCGCUUGCCGGAGUCGCUUUCAUCACUUCAGCCAAUCAUUGCUGGCGAAUCACCACAAGAUGAACAGUACACCAAUGGCGAUUAUGUGGCCGCGGUCGCACCGAUCGCAAUUGCCCCCAGCACGUGGAGAAUCAAGCGCAAUAGUCGACCUUGGCGCAGAGGAGGGGAAAACCAGUUCGGCCAGAAGGAAUGGAAGAACAUGGCGACUCAAGUCCGCGAGGGCGGAAUCUGGGACACCGUCGUUCAGAUUGGCUACCAAGGCCGCGAAGGCUCCGUGGAUGCGGAGGUCGUUUAUAACCUCGCCACAUUGCUUCUUACCCACUCGUCCUCUCAAACUCUGAACCAGCAACGCCUCGAAACAUACCUCUCAUCCUACGGACAACCCAAUCUCGAUCUUGCCGAGCGCCUACAAGAUGUAUCCAACGGCUUCCAGCAGCAGCGCAUGGCCGCGUCGAGUGGAGCUGACACACCGAAGGACCUAGCGGCUCGAGUGCGGAUCAUCGAGCUCUUUACCCUGCAUGUGCUUCCCCGAAACGAAGAAUGGGAGUACGCGACCGAGUUCAUCAAUCUGAGCGAAGUUUUGGACGAAGAGCGCAAAGAGCUGUUCCUUCAAACAUUGGAAGGCUUGAAAGAAGAGAAAGAAAGAGGCGAACUUCGCGCAGCUGAAUUGCAACGCCAGAAAGACGCCGAGCUGGACCGGCAACGGGAUGACGAGCGCCGACAAGCAGAGGAGGCUGCCGCCGCAUCACAACCGAAAGCCAAUGGCCACAAGCGGAAUACCAGUGAAGUGGACUACGGGAUCGAGAAAAGCAGCCCGCGCAGCGCUUCCAAGGGCAAGGGGUCCAAGUCGGCAGACAAGUCGCCUAAUGGCAAAUCCUCGGCCCGAACCGCCCUCUCAUCCAGCUCCAAGAAUUCCAAGAAACAGCUCAAGCCUGAGCCUCGCAGCCAAUCCCGAGCUGUGGCUAAUGCUAUACGCAACUUGUUCAAGCACAUCGUCCAGAGCGUGUCUGGGAACCCGAUGUCAAUAGUUCGCACCUUGCUUUUCCUACUAGGUAUCCUGAUGGCGAUGAGCCGGCAAGACGUGCGUGAGCGAGUCCGCAGGAUCACGGGUGGUGCGUGGCAGAAGGUAAAGGGCACAGUCGGAAUGGGCGUUAAAGUGAGCUACAUUUAA